Molecule: messenger RNA, 1197 nt
Organism: Kluyveromyces lactis
Lineage: Eukaryota; Fungi; Ascomycota; Saccharomycetes; Saccharomycetales; Saccharomycetaceae
Gene: ECM7
Product: Ecm7p
Exons: 1
Coding region: 1-1197 (398 amino acids)
Biological process (GO): fungal-type cell wall organization
Cellular component (GO): cell cortex of cell tip; plasma membrane
Source: RefSeq, a predicted model, not a curated record
AUGAGGUUUGGAAGUGUCUUGGCGAGGAAUAUAUCGUUAUGGAAAUACUUAAAAGUGACCCUAGGACACCUCAACGCAUUUGAUAAGAUGAUGUUAUGGCUGCGAGUUAUAACUUCAGUGGGAAUUAUCGUUUUUGUCCUUGUUUUGACUGCUAUUUCUGCCGCAUCACCAAAUUCGUUAUAUUUAGGACGAUUGGACACUUCAAAUGUUAACAUUUUGCAGGGACUAUUUGAUAAGCUCAGCAGUUCUGUUGUCAGUGCAAAACUGUCUGAUAUUAAUAACGGAGCAGGACUCACAACAGCAGAGAUUCUUUUACUCACGCGGUAUGUAGACUCACAGGUCCACGACGUGCCCGAUUAUAUAAAGACAGGAGUUUACGGAUGGUGCAGCAUGAAACAUGCUUCUCAAGAAUUAUGGCAGCCUGACGGUACUUGGAAGGAGGAACAUAACUCUACAAAGGCUAUGACUUGUCACAGGGAAGGAGCGCAAUACUUAUUGAACUAUAGAAAGCUAUUAGAUGACCUAGGUUUGGGAAUAGUGUUAAGUUACGCAUACGGAUAUACUUACAACGAUGGUGUUUUGGAUCACGACAAUGCAGAAAGUGCAAAAUACAACAAAUUUUUGGCUGCUUUGUCGAGAAGAAAAGUCAACAUGGUCAAUCUACUUUACGUCGUGGCAGUAUUGGAAGUUUUCAUAUUGGGAUCGAUUGUCUUGUACUACAUGAUCAGGAAUAGACCUGAACAAACCAUGAAAACCAAAAUCCUCCUGCAUUCUAUAUCACUAAUGAAACUAUUGGUGUUUAUUUGCUCUUUAGUAGCAGUCAUAAACUUUACUAUACUAUCAAUCAACAUUCGUCAAAAGAUUUCGAACGAACUUGAUUCGUUUGGGUUUUCAUAUCAUCUUGGAACUGGUUGGUUCACAUGCUUGUGGAUCUUUGCAUUUUUCAAUAUUAUAUCGUGUCUCGUCUGGACGGGUUUCGAGUGGUGCAUCACGAAUAAUGAUCCGCCAGUGCCAGCGGAAGAGACUUCAUCCAUGCUUGGCGUACAUAUGAUACCAUUGCAAGAAUCAUCAAGUAGGGACGACGGAAAAGAUCUCGACCUCUUGGCACCCACAAUCACGCUUUCAAGAACAGAAUCGAACCUCACAGCAUAUAGCAGAGCCCAAAAUAUGGUCCCAUCUAGUACAUUCAUGUUCUAA